AUGAGCGUCAAGCAGCCCACUAGAUCAAGACGUCGUCUUUUUUCUUGCGUCUUGGGGUUGUUCGAGAUUCAUUACGACCCAAUACGAUCCCUGACUCACUCGUCAAUCUUACUUGGGAUUGAGUUAUGUCGACGCGAUUUCUUCUCGAAAUCACAAGUAAUGAUUGACGAGUCCUUCAUGGGUCCUAUUCUCCAACAUCCAAAUCCAUUCUUUCUUUGCCUCGGUCUCGGUGGGAAGGUGAAGCAGUUGCAGCAUUUGUUUAGAGAAAUAAGGGAAUCACUUCCCCAAGUGCAGCAACUGGCCAGCCUCCUUCAUUUACAUCGUAAGAUGGCUAUGACAAUGGAGCGCUGCGUCACGGGCAUAUAUCUUUUAGUCCUGAAACCUAGUGAGCUCCUAUCAUGCAGUAAAAAAUUUAAAAGAAUAAGAACUGAGCAUGGAUAACGAGCAAAUUUUGAUUAUUU
Messenger RNA from Rhodamnia argentea, 461 nucleotides. RefSeq lists its product as uncharacterized. The coding region runs from base 1 to 441 and encodes 146 amino acids. The record is from RefSeq and is a predicted model, not a curated record. The transcript has 3 exons. NCBI's taxonomy places the organism in Eukaryota, Viridiplantae, Streptophyta, Magnoliopsida, Myrtales, Myrtaceae.